Molecule: messenger RNA, 2141 nt
Organism: Calidris pugnax (ruff)
Lineage: Eukaryota; Metazoa; Chordata; Aves; Charadriiformes; Scolopacidae
Product: neuronal acetylcholine receptor subunit alpha-7-like
Exons: 10
Coding region: 52-1587 (511 amino acids)
Biological process (GO): nervous system process; chemical synaptic transmission; signal transduction
Cellular component (GO): neuron projection; postsynaptic membrane; synapse
Molecular function (GO): transmembrane signaling receptor activity; acetylcholine-gated monoatomic cation-selective channel activity
Source: RefSeq, a predicted model, not a curated record
AUCCUCUCUCACCCUCUGCUCAGGAAGCCAGAUAGCCAGCCUAUUUUGACAAUGCUCAUAGAAAAGUACUUGGGAUUUGUUUAUUCUGGACUAUGUCUCUGGGCAUACUUGUUCCUGUCUUUCUUUAAAGUCUCUCAGCAGGGUGAAAGCCAGAGACGCUUGUACAGAGAACUGCUGAGAAACUACAAUCGUCUUGAGCGACCAGUAGUGAAUGACUCCCAACCCCUUGUAGUCGAGCUCCAGCUUUCUUUGCUGCAGAUAAUUGACGUGGAUGAGAAGAAUCAGAUGUUGAUCACAAAUUCUUGGCUGCAGAUGUCCUGGGUUGACGUUUACUUGUCUUGGGAUCAGUAUGAAUACCCAGGAGUGCAGAACUUGCGAUUUCCAGCUGACCAGAUCUGGGUACCAGACAUUCUUCUGUAUAACAGUGCAGAUGAGAGAUUUGACUCGACAUUUCACACAAAUGUGCUGGUGAAUUACUCUGGAUCCUGCCAAUAUAUUCCUCCAGGCAUUUUGAAGAGCACAUGUUACAUUGAUGUCCGCUGGUUCCCCUUUGAUGUGCAGAAGUGUGAUUUGAAGUUUGGCUCCUGGACUCAUAGUGGCUGGUUGAUUGACCUGCAGAUGCUAGAGGCUGAUAUUUCCAACUACAUCUCAAAUGGAGAAUGGGAUUUAGUGGGUGUUCCAGGAAAGAGAAAUGAGUUGUACUAUGAAUGCUGUAAAGAACCAUAUCCAGAUGUGACAUAUACGAUCACCAUGCGCCGACGCACCCUCUACUAUGGCUUGAACCUACUCAUUCCCUGCGUUCUCAUAUCCGGCUUGGCAUUGCUUGUUUUCCUUUUGCCAGCUGAUUCAGGGGAGAAGAUUUCUUUAGGUAUCACUGUUCUGCUUUCUCUGACUGUAUUCAUGCUGCUUGUGGCUGAGAUCAUGCCUGCAACUUCCGACUCAGUUCCACUUAUAGCUCAAUAUUUUGCUAGCAUCAUGGUCAUCGUUGGUCUGUCUGUGGUGGUAACAGUUCUGGUUCUGCAGUUUCACCAUCAUGACCCACAAGCAGGCAAGAUGCCCAAAUGGAUCCGUGUCAUCCUGCUGAAUUGGUUUGCUUGGUUUUUACGAAUGAAGAAACCAGGAGAAAAUAUAAAACCCCUCUCUUGCAAAUAUAGCUAUCCUAAGCAACUUGUGAGCGUAAACAGCACGGAGAUAAAUGUCCUACCUGGGCACCAGUCUAGCAAUGGCAACACAAUCAAUAGCUACCACACAAUGGAUAAUCCAUGCUACCCCCAAAAGAAUGAUCUGAGUAGCAAGAGCGGAAAGAUUACUUGCCCCUUAUCAGAAGAUAUUGAGCUUGGUCAAAAGAAAGCUUUAAGUGAUAGGCUUCCGGUAAUUAUGAAGAUCCUGGAGGAAGUUCAGUUCAUAGCAAUGCACUUCAGGAAACAAGAUGAGGGUGAAGAGAUCUGUAGUGAGUGGAAGUUUGCAGCCGCUGUCAUAGAUAGAUUAUGCCUGGUUGCAUUUACCCUUUUUGCAAUCAUUUGCACAUUUACAAUACUCAUGUCUGCUCCAAAUUUUAUAGAAGCUGUUUCAAAGGAUUUUGCAUAAGGAUUUCAAAGAUAAGCAAUAUAAUUUCAAAGUGGAUAUUGCCAGUAAUUUUGCUAGAUGAUUAACUCAAAUAAAGAAGUGUACUUAUAUGUGCUAAAAUACACAGAAGGGGAUGAAAAUAAUUUCAGGAGGUAAUUAUUCCUGAUGUUAGUAAUUGUAGUUAUUGAAUAGUAAGCAUAUUAUCUGUUACUUAUUUAAUAGACUAGUGCCACAUGUAAUUAUGUCAUUAUCUGUGAUAACUGAGAGACCAAAAUUCAAAUCUACAUUUUAUAUAUUACAACUUAUCACACGGGUCAAUAUAUUACUGUGAAUUUGUGAACUUUUUGAUAUUGUUAGUAGUUUAACUGAUUGGUCACUAUUAACUUCACAGCAUUUUUUUUGUUUCAGUAUACUUGUGUUUUAUCAUUUUUGUUUAAUGUGGCUGUGACAUUCACUUCUCAGAUUUGACAGACCUAUAUAUCCUCACAGUCUUAUGAUGCUGUAUAUUGUAUUUAAGAAAAUAAACUAUCAUCGUGUUCGCUCUUACUAGUGCAGUGACUGGAAUGUUUUCACAA